This is a messenger RNA of Salvia miltiorrhiza (redroot sage), 4257 nucleotides long. Its product is annotated as putative late blight resistance protein homolog R1A-4. The transcript is spliced from 4 exons. NCBI's taxonomy places the organism in Eukaryota, Viridiplantae, Streptophyta, Magnoliopsida, Lamiales, Lamiaceae. Bases 163 to 4257 code for a protein of 1364 amino acids. The record is from RefSeq and is a predicted model, not a curated record. Gene Ontology annotation, biological process: defense response to other organism. Gene Ontology annotation, molecular function: ADP binding.
UCAAAAUUGAAAAACUGAAAAUUUCUUCAGUUGAAGGCACCCUAAUAGACCAAUCAAAAUAUUAGUAAUAAAAUAAAUAAAAUAUUAAAUGGAAUAACUAGGCGACAUCAACGACUAUAGUAAAAUCUGACUCUGAAAGGUAGAAGAAAAACUGGACACAUAAUGUUUCUGAAAAUAAUUGAGGAGAUAUGGCCAUUUCACACAUUGUUUUUGCUGAAGCUAAACUCAGAUUCUAUCAAAUUCUUUCUCAGAAAAAUAUACACUGUUUUUCCUUGGACCAUGGCGGCAUAUGCAGCCUUGGUUUCUCUUAUGCAUAUCGUCGAUACAAUCGAGCAUCACCAUUCCCCUCCAAUUUCUAUCCACAAACAACAACUUGAAUCUCUCACUCAAAUUAUUAGCUUUUUGCAGGAAUUUCUUGAUGGUUAUAAGUCCCCUGUUGCAGACGGAGAUGAAGCUGAUCCGCUGGAGAUGCGUAUCGCAGAUGCCGCUUAUGCGGCUGAAGAUGCUAUCGAAUCUCAUAUUGUGGACGUGAUUAAACUGGGUAUAUCUACUUCCAAUGAAGUCAGUUUCUUCUAUGAAGAUCUACAGCAAGUGAUUGAAGAACUGAAUGUGAUCAAGAAGGAAGCCAUAGAAUCUUCAGCUGAAGCUCAGCUGCAGAGAAAGGUCUCCUCGACUCAUGCUGGCUCCUUGACAUCCUCUUCCAAUGUGAAGGAAAGCAUGAUGGUGGGCUUUGAUGACGUGCAACUUCAACUCUUGGAUUGGCUCACUGGAGGGAACUGUAAACGCCAAAUCAUCUCUAUUGUAGGGAUGGGCGGGAUUGGUAAGACCACUCUUGCCAGACAUAUAUUUGAGCAUGCCAUCGUUAAGGAGAAUUUUGAUAUUCGGCUCAUUUACACCCCUAAUCUAAGUUCAGUAAAUGUACAAAGUGAUAGGAUUUUCACCAUUCACACAGUUCUUAAUUGUUUAAUAAGUUCUCAACCACAUAUUCAAACUCUAUGGGCCUGCUAUCAUUUAGCAACAGUGGCAUGCAUGAUAUAUGAGAAAUACUAUAUGUUUACUAUACCAAACAUUAAAAAAGUUUCUAUGAUAGUGUUCUUGUGGAUAGAUUACUUGCGUUUUGAUGUUUGUGCUUGGGCUACUAUAUCUCAACAAUACAACACAAGGGAAAUUCUUUGUGAACUUGUUUCUCAAGCCACUAAUAAAAGCAAAGAACAACUGAGUGAAAAGAGUGAAGAUGAACUAGGAUUAGAGCUCUACCAGCAUUUGAUAGGUAGAAGGUUUCUAAUUGUGAUGGAUGAUAUGUGGAGUAUCGAUGCUUGGGAUAGGAUACAGCGUUUCUUUCCCGAAAAUGAGAACUGUAGUCGGAUAUUAGUGACGACUAGGCUUUUACACUUGAGUUCCCAAUUGAACAACAAUUAUAGCCUUCAAAUGGAAUUUUUAGAUGAGGUUAGAAGCGGGGAACUGUUCUCAAAAACUGUGUUUGGGGUUGGAAGUUGCCCUCAUGAGUUAGAGAAAAUUGGAAAGAAAAUUGUAGAGAAUUGCAGAGGACUUCCUUUAUCAAUUGUUGUAGUGGCGGGUAUUUUGAGAAAUAGGGAACACACUCUAGGUGUUUGGGAAUCAAUUAGUCAGAACUUAGCUUCAGAAGUGAAUUUGGAUAAUGAAAAGUUUUGCAUGGAACUGUUGAAAAUGAGCUAUAAUAAUUUGCCAGUUUAUUUAAAGCCAUGUUUUUUGUAUAUGAGAGUGUUUGAGGAGGAUGAUUCGGUUAGAGUCUCAACACUCGUGAAGCUAUGGGUUUCUGAAGGAUUUUUAAAACCCAUGAAUGGCAAAAGUUUGGAAACUAUUGCCAUAGAAUUCUUAAAGGACUUGGUUGAUAGAAAUCUCAUUCUAGUUGGUGAAGUGGGGAAGACAGGAAACAUAAAAUUAGUCAAAAUUCAUGAUUUGUUGAGGGAUUUAUGCUUGAACCAGAGCAAGAAAGAUGGGUUCUAUCAUGUGAUAGGGCAAUCUAGUCCUCGAGGCAUGAGUAGCCAACGCCGCGUUGUUAUACCAAGGAACAUGCCUAAGAAGAAAGUCCUUGACGACUUGCAGUCUAUGCCACGUGCUCGUUCCAUCAUCAGUGAAUAUGUGUAUGUCUCUUUGCGUAUUGAGAAUGGGAGCAUCUUGCGUAUUAAGAAUUCCGGGUUGCUUAGAACAUUACAUGCAUACAGAAAGUUUGGUUACUUUGGAGAUGGAAGCUACGUCGUCAAGUCCCUUGUGUCUCGGUAUGUUAACUUGCGCCACCUUGUUGUUAAAGUUGGUAGCAUGUCCUCGAUCUUUACCUCGUUUACUCGCUUCUGGAAUCUCCACAUAUUGAUUGUUUCUUGUUGGAAUGAGUUCACUGCACCUGCUGAGAUUUGGAGAAUGCCACAACUUAGGCAUAUUGAAAUGAUUAGAGGAAGAUUUUAUCUUCCAGAACCUUCGAGUGAUGAUGUCGUCGUCAUGGAGAAUCUACUGGUGCUUGACGGAAUAGCAAAUUUCAAGUGCAAUGAAGAGGUGGUUAAAAGAAUUCCCAAAUAUCAAAAAAUUGAGGAUAGAGUAUUAGCUGCUCCGUAUGCGCUCACAUUCCCCCAAAGCCUCAAGAAGUUGACUCUUGAGAUGAAUCGUGGCUUUGAAUGGGAAAAAAUAUUGGAAAAGAUAGGUUCAAUGCCCCUUCUCGAGAAGUUCAAGUUGUUGGAGGGAUGCUUUGAAACAGGCAAGUGGGAAAUGGUUGAAGGCCAAUUCCCUUCCCUCAAAUACUUGGAAUUGUUUGCGUGUCUUAAUUUGAAGCAUUGGACUGCGGAAUCGAGUUCCAUCUUUCCACGCCUUGAGAAGCUUAGUCUUGAUCUUAUGGAAGAGUUGAAGGAGAUCCCGACUCAAAUUGGAGACAUACCGACGCUGCAAAAGAUAUGGGUGAACUAUUGUGGCGAAUCUGCUGUGAUGUGCGCAAAGGAGAUCGUAGAGGAACAAGUGGAAUUACAAGGGGAAGAUCUUCCAUUUCGUGUUAAAGUUUGGAUUCCGCGUGAGAACGAAGCAGUGCAGAGCUUGGCAGGCCCCAACUUCGAAGUUAUAUUACUGGGAUUCACCAUUUUUCUUCAACAAUCUCUAUCAUCUCCAAGUUUCACUAUGAACACACCAAAGAAGAAAGUUCUUGACAACUUGCAGUCUAUGCCACGUGCUCGUUCCAUUAUCAGUGAAUAUGGGAAUGUCCCGCGUAUUAAGCAUUCCGGGUUGCUUAGAACAUUACAUGCAUACAAGUUUCCUUAUUUUGAAGAUGAAAGCCACGUGAUCAAGUCCCUUGCGUCUCAGUAUGUUAACUUGCGCCACCUUGCUGUUGAAGUUGGUAGCAUGUCCUCAAUCUUUACCUCGUUUACUCGCCUCUGGAAUCUGCACAUAUUGAUUGUUUCUUGUUUUGAGGAGUUCACUGCACCUGCUGAGAUUUGGAGAAUGCCACAACUUAGGCAUAUUGAAAUGACUGAAAGAAACUUUUAUCUUCCAGAACCUUCGAGCGAUGAUGUCGUCGUCAUGGAGAAUCUACUGGUUCUUGAGAGAAUAGCAAAUUUCAAGUGCAGUGAAGAGGUGGUUAAGAGAAUUCCCAAUAUCAAAAAAUUGGUUCUUGAUUAUUUUGGGAGUGGGGGAAUCGAGCAAGAUGAUUAUUAUUGUCUGAACAAUAUCAAACGUCUGUGUAAAUUGGAAUCCCUCCACGUUGAUUGUUGGUUUGAUUUUAGAGCUGCUCCGUAUGCGCUCACAUUCCCCCAAAGCCUCAAGAAGUUGACUCUUGAGAUGAAUCGUAGCUUGGAAUGGGAAAAAAUAUUGGAAAAGAUAGGUUCAAUGCCCCUUCUCGAGAAGUUCAUGUUGUGGAACGGGUGCUUUGGAACAGGCAAGUGGGAAAUGGUUGAAGGCCAGUUCCCUUCCCUCAAAUACUUGGAAUUGCAUCGGUGUCCCAGUUUGAAGCAUUGGACUGCGGAAUCGAACUCCAUCUUUCCACGCCUUGAGAAGCUUGAUCUUUUUGAUAUGCGACAGUUGAAGGAGAUCCCGACUCAAAUUGGAGACAUACCGACGCUGCAAAAGAUAUGGAUGAGGGAUUGUGGCGAAUCUGCUGUGAUGUGGGCAAAGGAGAUCGUAGAGGAACAAGGGGAAUUACAAGGGGAAGAUCUUCCAUUUCAUGUUCAAGUUUUCCUUUGGCGUGAGAACGAAGCAGUGCAGAUCGAGCUUGGCAGGCCCCAACUUCGAAGUUAUAUGUAG